ACCCAUCUCUCUCUAUAUAUACACAUGUGUGCUGAAGUUCAGAAAAACAGAAUUAGAUUUUAGGGUUGUGAAACCAAGGAGUCAGCAAAGAAACCUGAAAAUUAUAGGGUUUGUAACAAAAGGAAGAUUUGUUAUCUUAGUGUGUGUGCGCGUUUAUACAUAUAGUAUAUGUAUAUGUUUGCUUGUGUAUUGCUUACUACUACAUAUCAGGUGGUAUAUGAUAUUGCUUGUAUUACGAGCUUCUGGGUUUUUAAUAUUAUGAUAUGGUUGUUGGGUUUACUCCAAAUUGUAUAUUUUAUGGUAUCUUUAUGCUAAAUAUUGUAUUGAUUUCACAUUUACUGUUAAAAUAUGAGAGGUCUGUAGAUACAAGCUGUUAAUUUGGUGCCUUGUUGUUACUGGAGGAAGUGUAGACAAUCAUGGCAGAUGAGGAGCCAAAGCCCCUAGCUUAUAUACCGGAGACGAUAUUGAAGAAAAGAAGGAGCAAUGAAGAGUGGGCAAUUAGAAGGAAACAGCAGUUGGAGCAGAAGAUCAAGAGAAUCAAGGGAGACAAUUUUGUCAUCAAGAAGCCUGAGCAGUUCAUCAAAGAGCAUCGAGACAGGGAAUUGGACCUUAUCCAAAUGAAACACAGGGGAAAGCGACAACUACGGUCAUUGGUCACACCAGAAUCCAAGCUGCUUUUCAUCAUUCGUAUCCGGGGAAAAAAUGACAUGCAUCCAAAAACGAGGAAGUUGUUAUACUCUCUGAGACUCAGGAGAAUCUUCAAUGGUGUCUUUGUGAAGGCAAACGAAAGGGUGAUAGAAAUACUGCAAAAGGUGGAACCAUUCGUUACAUAUGGGUAUCCUAAUCUCAAGAAUGUGAAGGAUCUGAUAUACAAAAAAGGUGUGGUGAAAAUCGACAGGCAGAGAGUUCCUUUAACAGACAAUAACAUUAUCGAACAGGCACUGGGGAAGCAUGGCAUCAUAUGCAUAGAAGGCAUCAUAAAUGAAAUUGCCAAUGUUGGUCCACAUUUUAAGGACAUCAGUAGUUGUUUGUGUCCCUUUAUGCUCAACAAACCAGAGAAAGCAUUGCAAGGGAAGAAAAGGGUAUUCAAGGAUGGGGGAGACACAGGAAAUCGCGAGGAUCGCAUAAAUGAAUUGAUGGGCAAGAUGAAUUAGCAUAAAGAAAAAGAAAGAGUCUUACAUGAGAUCAUAUUUUUAGGUAGUUCAUGGCUUGCAUUUUGACCUCGAAUAACCUGUGGUGGCAUGUAUUUCAGUUUUGAUAUAAUCAUUUAUCUUGGUAUUUUAGUUGUAGAAGUAGUGUGACAGUUGAUAGUUUUAAGUGUAGAAUUGUGAUCUAAUUAGUUUCUAGUGUCUAAAUACUGCAAUUAUCGAAGUUAAACAUGAGAUUAUUUUUCCCGUUCA
Molecule: messenger RNA, 1400 nt
Organism: Cornus florida
Lineage: Eukaryota; Viridiplantae; Streptophyta; Magnoliopsida; Cornales; Cornaceae
Product: large ribosomal subunit protein uL30z-like
Exons: 5
Coding region: 417-1154 (245 amino acids)
Biological process (GO): maturation of LSU-rRNA from tricistronic rRNA transcript (SSU-rRNA, 5.8S rRNA, LSU-rRNA)
Cellular component (GO): cytosolic large ribosomal subunit
Molecular function (GO): RNA binding; structural constituent of ribosome
Source: RefSeq, a predicted model, not a curated record